AUGUCUUGUAGUUCUUUCACGGAGAUUUUCUCCAGUGGAAGCUUUGGAAUUGGACAUUCUGGAACAAAGUUGAAGGUAAAGUCUUGUGCUGGAUUGGAAAAUAUUAUGAAAUCUUCAGUGGUCAAUAAUAUUCAAAAACUUAAAAUAUUAUGCAUAGAUUAUUGUGAAAAGAUAGAAGAAAUAAUUGCAAGCGAUGAUGAGAAUGAUGAUUUUGAACUAGCAUUUAUGAAAUUGGAGCAUUUGCAAUUGAUUAACUUACCAAGGCUAAGAAGUUUUUGCAAGGGAAGACAUAGCUUCAAAUUUCCACUACUGAAGACGUUAUCUGUAAUAGAUUGUCCCAUGAUGGAAACUUUCUCACAUGGAGUGUUGUAUGCACCAAAGCUCAGAACUGUACGUGUAAAUGCAGAAGGUGAAUGGCAUUGGAAUGGUGACAUUAAUUCUACUCUAAGAAAAAUUGUAGCGAAAAAAGGUAAUGUAUACAAAAUGGAUUACCUCAAAUCAUGA
Molecule: messenger RNA, 504 nt
Organism: Trifolium pratense (red clover)
Lineage: Eukaryota; Viridiplantae; Streptophyta; Magnoliopsida; Fabales; Fabaceae
Exons: 2
Coding region: 1-504 (167 amino acids)
Source: RefSeq, a predicted model, not a curated record